AUGGAAUCCUAUUUCGCCCAGUCCAAACUUCUUUGGUCGCCAAUCCAGCCGAGGACAGCAUUCGUCGAAGUGCUUCGAAGAGAGAUAAACAGAAAGCAUGGUUUGAAUCUCAAAACCUAUCACGAUCUUCACAAAUACUCCAUUGAAGAUUACACUUUCUGGCUGGACCUCUGGCAUUUCCUUGGAAUCAUCUCCUCUGUUCCUCCGAGCAAGGAUGCAAUCUUGGAACCAGGAAAAUAUCCAGAAAUACCCAACUGGUUCCCAACGGCACGACUCAACUACGCGGAGAAUCUGCUGUACAGGAAGGACGACGCGAUCGCGCUCACGGGAGCAGGCGAAUCCGGAGCUUUGAUACAUAUAUCGUUCAGGGAGCUGAAUGAGCGUGUUCGUGCCAUGUCCACAGCGCUGCGGGUUAAUGGGUUGCAAGUAGGUGACCGUGUUGCCGCGAUUGUAACCAAUUCUGUCAACGCUGUUGUCGUGGCCAUCGCGACUGCUGCUGUCGGAGGAAUAUUCUCAAGCACUGCAACGGACAUGGGAACCCAGGGCAUUCUGGAUAGAUAUCGUCAAAUUCAACCGAAGUUCAUAUUUGCUGAAACCGAAACUUUGUAUGCCGGAAAGAUCAUCAACCUUCUUCCCAAAGUGGCUGAAGUUGUUGGCGACCUAUCCACACAAGGCUUACAACAAGCUAUCUUGCUACCAAGUCGGAUUUCAGGCAAGGAGCUCCGAAUCCCAAAUAUGUCGAAAAGUACGACUCUUGCCUCGUUCUUGAAAGCAGAUGACAAAAGCCCUAUGAAAUUCGAGCAAUUACCUUUCGGCCAACCCCUCUACAUCCUUUAUAGCUCUGGAACAUCCGGAAAGCCCAAGUGUAUCAUACACUCAGCGGGUGGUGUACUUCUGAAUACCAAGAAAUGUGUUAAAGUAGGCUACAAUUUAUCUUCAGAAGAUACCUAUUUCCAAUACACGACGACUGGCUGGAUGAUGUGGACCUUUAUGCUGACUGGUUUGGCAUGCGGUUCUCGAAUCAUACUAUACGAUGGCUCGCCGUUCCAUCCGAGUGUGGAAACAUAUCUAAAAUUUAUCAGUGACCAAGGUGUAACUACUCUGGGCACAAGUCCUCGGUUCUUAUCUGAGGUGCAAGGACGAGGAAUCAAGCCUCUGGAAUUAGGAUCCUUUGAGUCUCUAAGAACAAUGGGUGUUACAGGUGCUAUUUUUACUCCUCCAAUGUUUGAGUGGACGCAAGAGGCAUUCGGGAAACACGUGCAUCUCGUCUCAACUAGUGGGGGUACAGAUAUCUGCAGUUCAUUUGUGACUGGGACUCCUAGCGAACCUGUUUAUAGCGGAGAGAUUCAGGUGAAAGACCUUGGCAUGAAGGUCGAGGUAUUCGAUCCAUCUGGACAGAACAUUGAGCAUACCGGCCUUCCUGGUGAACUUGUUUGCACUCGACCUCAUCCAUCAUUGCCUCUGGGAUUCUGGGGUGAUGAAUCUGGCCAAAAAUUGAGGGAUGCCUAUUUCAACAUGUAUCCAGGGGUCUGGAGACAAGGGGACUUUAUUGUGGUUAACCCUGAAACGAAGGGAUUGAUGAUCUUGGGUAGAAGUGAUGGUGUCCUCAAUCCAAGUGGCGUACGUUUUGGCUCAGGGGAGAUCUAUACGAUCAUGGAGCAAUUCUCCACUCAUGUCGAUGAUUCUUUAUGCAUCGGUCAGCGCCGCCAACAUGACAAAGACGAGCGUGUUCUGCUCUUCUUGAAAAUGCGUCCAGGGUGCAAAUUCACUCCCGAAUUUGAAGCUUCGAUCAAACAAGCGAUCAGAAAAGGACUCAGUGCUCGCCAUGUCCCCGCCUACAUCUUUGAAGUGACUGAUAUACCCUAUACUGUCAAUGGGAAGAAGAUCGAAAUUGCAGUCAAGCAGAUUGUUUCUGGGUCGAAUCUACAACCGAGUGGAACGGUUGCCAAUCCAGAGUCGCUUCAACUAUAUUACAAAUACAGAGACAUAGAGUCGGUGGUAGGAGCUGUCAAGGCCAAGCUGUAA
Molecule: messenger RNA, 2025 nt
Organism: Psilocybe cubensis
Lineage: Eukaryota; Fungi; Basidiomycota; Agaricomycetes; Agaricales; Agrocybaceae
Exons: 15
Coding region: 1-2025 (674 amino acids)
Biological process (GO): lipid metabolic process
Cellular component (GO): cytosol
Molecular function (GO): acetoacetate-CoA ligase activity
Source: RefSeq, a predicted model, not a curated record